AUGGCUCGCCGCCAGGCAGUCCACCAGCUCCCGGCCUUUGCCGUCAUUGAGCACGAUGAUCGCCGCGGCGCCCUCUGGAUCGCCGCCAUCCUAAGCCUCAUUUUUGUCAGCACGACGCUCGGCGCCCGUCUCUACGUCCGCAAGCACAUGCUCGGCCGCGACGACUUUGCCAGCAUGGCUGCCGUCGCUCUGGCCGUCGCCCAAUACGCCUCGCUCUUUGCCGGCAUGCCCUCGGGUCUAGGCACCUCGAAGCUCGACGUGACGCAGGGCAACGAGCGCAAGAAUGGUUCGCUCCUUCUCACCUCGCAAGCCGUCUUCAUAUGCGGCCUCUACAUGGCCAAGUUUGCCGUGCUCCUCGCUACCGAGCGCCUCCUCGCCGCCACCAUGAAGACGGUCCAGCGCAUAUGCGUCGUGAUACGCGCCGCCCUCGCUGCUGCUGCCCUCGCCUCGAUCCUCCUUAUUACCGUCGACUGCUCCGCCAACGGGCUGCUCUCUACACACAGCCAGCGCCGCUGCGGCGGCCUGGGCCGGCGCUGGGUCAUUGUUUCGCUCCUCGACGGCGUCACGGAGCUGGCCAUUCUCUGCGUAUUUUACGGCCUCGUCUGGUCGCUGCAGAUGAGAACCCCGCGCAAGUGGAUGCUUACCAUUCUACUCGGGCUGAGAUUACUUUGCCCCGUCUUCACCGGCAUCUACACCGCGGCAAUCAAGUCGUAUUCUAGAAGCCUCGAUCCAGCGGUGCAGGUCAUGUCGCCGCUCGUUUGGCAGCAAAUCGCCUUGGGCUACUCCCUCAUCGCCGCGCUCCUCAUCGCUCUCAUUCCCUUUCUGCGGAGCUUCCACACGGGCAUGGUUAUGAACGUGGCCAACAUGAGCACCGGUGAAUGGGGCGGCAGCUCGGCGCGCUCCCGCGAUAAUGGCUACCGCCUCAAGAAUCUGUCCAAGAACGCAAGCACCAACACCAACACCGGCGGCGACGACGUCAGCGGCAGCAGCAGCAAGCUGAAAAGUGUGCCCCUGUCCAAGACAGAGGUGGUGACGAGGCCCACGUCGCAGUCAGGCGACGUGCCUGCGGCGGCGGUAGCGUGGCGCAGCAAGAGCCGCUCCGACGAUGGGAGCAGUGGUGGCGGCUCGACGGACGGAGCCCAGGCGGCGACGACGUUGACCAAGACGCCGACGCCGCCGCCACCGCCGCAGGACCCGUUGGUGAUUCAAAAGACGGUGGACUGGUCUGUGCAGUACGAGGAGGGCGAGGCGGGGGGUCUACAGCACCCCGGCCUGCCCAAGUAUCUGCACUGUCAGACCAAAUACCGCUAA
Messenger RNA from Beauveria bassiana ARSEF 2860, 1311 nucleotides. RefSeq lists its product as uncharacterized. The transcript has 3 exons. Lineage: Eukaryota; Fungi; Ascomycota; Sordariomycetes; Hypocreales; Cordycipitaceae. The record is from RefSeq and is a predicted model, not a curated record. Bases 1 to 1311 code for a protein of 436 amino acids.